AUGACCGCGGCCGACGGGCCCCUUGUUGGAUCGGAUGCCUGGGAGCAGCUCUCCCGCCCUCCCGCAAUUCACGCCGCAGAUCACGCUAAAUGGGGCAUGAUGCGACGACCUUCUACGAGCUCGGGUCGGCUAGGGGGGGAAGGGAGUGGCGGAGCGAGCACCGGCGGCGGCGGUGGCGGCGGUGGCGGGGGCGGUAACAGUAGUUCGACUAGUAUUUUGGCGUCUCUUGUUCCGGAACAUUUUACCUGCCCGUUAUCUGCGGACAUUAUGCGAGAUCCUGUGAUUAUAGCGUCCGGGCUGACGUACGAGCGUGCCUUUAUCGAGCAGUGGUUUGCGGAAGGGCACAUGACGUGUCCUAAAACGCGUCAGCGGGUAGAUCAUACUAACCUAUGUCCUAAUGUAGCCGUUAAAAAGAUGAUUACUGAUUGGUGCUUAGCGAAUCGCAUCACAUUAGCGCCUUUGGAGCCUCCCCCUUCUCUCGACGCGGUGAGGGGAUACGCGGGGGAAGGCCGCGGAAAGGGGGGCGGAAGCAGCGGCAGCGGAAGGCGGCCUCCUUCCGCCCAAGGUCCCGCGGACCGCCACCGGUCGCGCGGAGAGGGCCGUAGCAGUAGUCGAAAGGCGGAAGCGGAGGAGGACCAGGGGGAAAGGGGAGGGAUUGAGCGGCGGAACUCGUAUGACCGGGGAAGCGAGGACGGCCCGCGGAGGGAGCGGAAGGUCAAGGGGAAAAUGAAGGACGCGGGAGAAAGCAAGGGCGGGCGGGAUAGUAGAGAAACGAGGGAAGAGGGGGGGAGGGAAGCGGGAGAUCUGAGGGACAAAGGGGAGGUAGUGCGGGAGAAGAAAGGCAAGGGGACUGGCGACCGGGAGAAGCAGGGAGAGAAAGGAGGAACGGGGGUGUCGGGAAAAGAGCGUGCCAGCAAGAGCAGCGCGAAGAAGAAAGGGACUGAUAGGGACAAGAGGGAGGAUGAUGUGUCAGCGGAAGCGGAACGCGGGCACGAGAAAGACCGAGGAAUGGCGGCGGCCGCGCAAGGGCAGGGGCGGGCGCAGGCUGGGAAUGACAGAGAUCGGCACCAUGACACGUGGUCUGACUCAGAAGAUCAGGAUGAAGAUGCUGACGUGGCAGGCGGCAGGAAAAGGGACAAGGGCGGCGCCGCCGCCGCGGCGGGGGGAAAGUCCGCGGGGAAGUCCGCGACGUCGACGGCGCCGAGGAAGGUGCGGAAGGCGGUAGGGCGGAACGCGAGUUGGGGCGCGCAACCCGCGCAAUUAAUAGACUCUGGCGGGAGUAGGGUCGGCGCGCUGCUGUCGGCGGGAAGGGAGGCGCACGAGGGCAGCAGCGAGGGAUCCGGACGUAGAUUAAAGGAGCGCGCGGAAAAAGCGGAGACGGGAUCGGCGCGGAGAGGCGGCGCGAUGUCUCUGGGAACGACCCCCGAGCAUCCGAAGCGCGGGAUUUUAAAAGGCGGGAGUUCCAGGGAGUUUGGAACUAGCAGGAGUGUCGCCAGCGCUUCCGCCGUCGGCGCAGACAGUUCCCCGAUGCGCAUGCGCCGCGGCAUGCGCGGCGGGUCGCUGUCGGGGCGGCACGACGUGUUUGCUGACGACAGCGGCGGCUUCGAGAACAGCCAGAGGCGGUUCGGCGGGCACGAAAUGGAUAUCACGGUGGCAGCGGCGGCAGUGGCGGGGGUGUUUCGCGAUCGUGGCGCACCGGUUUCUCCGCGCGGGGAGGACGACAGCGAUGGGGAAGGGGAAGGGGAAGGGGGAGGGGAACGCGGAGGGGGAGGACAGGAUAGGUGGGAACGUGGAAGCCCCGGGAGCGGUCGGCAGAAUCCGGUGCUUGAGUCGGGGAGAAGGGGGGGGAAUGAUGCGCGCGGGGACGGCGAAAGGGACGGGGAGGGGGUAAGUAUCGGGGGAAAGAUGCCAGCUGGGGGGGUGAAUAUGGAGGCCCUAGCGCACGUGAAGGUCACGCGGAAGGAGCGCGCGCGGCUGAUGGAGCUAGCGGCGCAGCAGCAGGGCGGCGGAAGCGGCGGAAGCGCCAUGGGCGGAACGGGGAGCUCUAGCGGGCGCUUCAGCGCGGCCGUUCUAGGCCUCGAUCUGACUCCGGAGCACGAUGAGAACGGGGAGGGGAGCGGAGGCACAAGCACCGCGGGAGACCUCCCCAGCGGCCCGCCUUCCCCCCAUGCCGUCCCCCAGUGGCGGAACCUUCUUGUCGUGCGCACGCCCAUGGCUUCCGCCACUACUUCCCCCAUCAUGUCCCGCCAGGGCAGCCAGCGGGAGUCCGCCAGCGGGGGGAUUGCGGGCGCGGGGGGAGGGGGCUUCGGGGUGAGCGUGCAUGCACUGCGCGCGCGUGUCAUGGAGCUGGGGAAGGGCUCGGCGGGAGAUUUGGAGAGCGGGGGGGGGGAGGGCGGAGGUGGAGGGGGAGGGGGAGCGGCGGAGGGGGAGCGCAGGCUGGGGGAGCAUUCCCGUACGAAGACGUGGGGAGGGGGGGCGCUAGCGGCGCUACAGGGGGAAGCCGGGGGAGGGGGGGGCAAACAAUCGCAGCAGCACGCGCCGGCCAGCCAAGGCCGCUCCCCUCCCCUCUCCCGCCCCCCCCGCAACUCCCCCAAUGCCCCCGCUGCGCCCUACUCCGCCCCUUUCCCCGAGCCCCGGAACCUCUCCCGCCUGUCGUCCCCCCCCGUCCCCCGCCCGCACUCCCCGUUCCACUCCCCAGCCAGCGGGAGGUCCGUCAGCAGUUUGGGAGGUUCGGGGUUGUCUGGGAGCCAGGAUGACCUGUCCGCCGCCUUGGACCAAACCGGAGCGGGAGGCUCGGGGCGGUGGUCCGGGAGGGGGGGAGGGGAAGGAGGGGAGGGCGGAGGGGGUGGGGGAGGGGUUGGUGGAGGGAGCAUAGGAGGGAGUGGGAGGCAUGGUGGAGGAUCAGAUGACGCUGGGGCGGGGAGUGCGGUUGGCAGCGGUGGCAGUGGUGGUAGCAGCGGUACAAAUGGGCGCAAUGGGACGGGAGCAAGCCCUGCAGAGGAGAAGGAGCGGCUACUGGGGCGAGGGCGGUCGUUGAGGGAGCAGCAGGCAGAAGGGAAAGCGGAAGGGAAAGUGGACCAGCGGGGAUUCGAACCCCCACCUAGAGCAGGGAGGAGAAGCUUGGAUCUGGAGAGGACGAAAACGGGAAUGGGGACGCUAGCAGCAGGGGGGGGGACGGGCGGGGCGGGCAAAGGAAGGGGGGCAAGUAGGGGAGGCGCGGGGAGUGGGGGAGAGGGGGGAGGGGGGACUGCUGGUGGGGGGGCAGGAGGGGGAGCGGGAGGGGCUGGCGGAGGGGCGGGCGGAGGGGCGGGCGGAGGGGUUGCAGGAGGGGGGGUAAUAGUAGGGGAUCACAGUGUGGGUCUGGUGAUGGGCGGGAGUGGUAAAGAGCGGUACGUAAGUGCAUCAUUCGGUUCUGUGGUUCGCCCUGCGAGUGCAGACACCCACAGGCGCAACAGGAGCGUGGGAUGGAACCUUCUAGACCCCAUGGCGAACCCAGGGGGAGGGGCAGCAGCAGCAGGAGCUGGAGCAGGGUUAGAGGGGGCACCAGGAAGGGGAGGAGGGGGAGGGGGAGGAGGAGGGUUGGGUAGAGCUAGAGACCCGUGGGAAAGGCCGGCCACGCCAGAGAGAAGAGGUGGGGAUAGCAGAGGAGGGGCGGGGGCACUGGGUGGGUCGGCACGGCGGGCGGCAGGCUCCGACUUCUUCUCUACUGAGGGACCGGGCGGCGCAGGUGUGGACCUGGGAUUCGAUCCUGAUGAGCUGGCAGCGCAGCUAGGAGCGCGAUUCUCCCAGCUGGCUGAAGAUCUGAGGAGCGGGUCGAGGAGUAAGAGAGUGGCAGCAGCGCGGACGAUCCGAAUAGACGUGAAAGGGCAGGGAGAGGCAGAGAUUCCGGUAGCUCGGAAGCAGCUGGUGCGUGCCGGGGUGAUUAAAGCCCUGGUAGCUGUGAUCAAGCGGGAGGGCGGGGCGGGAGAGGGAGGAGACGGAGAGGGGGAAGGAGAGAAGGCCGCGAGGCUGGAGGAGCUAGAUCAGGUCGCUGCCGCGAUUCUCGCUCUUGCUCUGCACUGGGCUGCGGCUCCUGAUUUAGCUCGAGCCGGGACCAUCCCUGCUCUAGUCCAGGUCUUGAAGCAAGGCUCUCAAUCUGCCAAAGCUGCGGCUGCGGCGACAAUGUAUGUUUUGGCGAAAGAGGAUGAUUUCCGGGGGGCGGUGCGGCAAUCGGGGGCCGUGCCACUGCUGCUGACGGUGAUCAAAGACGGGACGCCGAGAGGGAGAAAGGACGCGGCUCUGGCGCUGUUUGCGAUCUCGCUGUCGACGCGAGGAGCCAAGGAAGUGGUUUCAGCGGGGGCGAUUCCUGUACUGCUGGAUGUGAUCGGGCAGGAGGAGGAUCUGCCCGGGCUGGAAGAAAAGGCCGUGGCGGUGCUGUUGAAUCUUUCGCGGCUGCCCGAGGGCUGCGAGGAGAUUGAGAGGAGCGACGGGAUGAUGAGAAUGGUAGAUUUGUUGGAUGAAGGGGCUUCGGAGCGGUCGAAAGAGGAUGCAGCUGCGGUGCUGCUCGCUAUGGUUAAAAUGGAGAUUGUCACUGUAAAGGAUCUGCUUGCAGAGGGGAUGUUGCCGUCGCUGGUUCGUGUGGCUGCUGGUGGUGGGAGCGAGAGCAAGGCGGCGGGAGCAGCUGUACCAGGGGGAGGGAAUGUGGCUCCGGAAGCCAAGGAGUUGCUAGAGCUGCUGAGGAAAGGAGGGAAAGACGGGGGGAAGGGGUAG
This is a messenger RNA of Closterium sp. Naga37s-1, 4749 nucleotides long. The record is from the annotation of a GenBank genome assembly. Lineage: Eukaryota; Viridiplantae; Streptophyta; Zygnematophyceae; Desmidiales; Closteriaceae.